AUGAUUUUUGACCAAGAGAAUAUGUUUUUUGAUAAAGCAUCAAGUGGUGCGACAUCUAAUGUUAUUGCCAAUGUUGGCGGUGGUGAUGCAUCCGACCCUUUGUUUAUCACCGCUCAUGUUGACACACCCCAAACAGACGAAUUGACAUUGACAUUGCAAACAGCAACAGACAGUUCUUUUACCACCCCUAUUGAUAUGGCAUCUUACAAAGUGCCUGUUGGUGGUGUAGGUUUAGUACUCUCUGCAAAAAUGCCUUAUGGUGCAAAAGAUUUCUUACGUUUGACAUUGAGUGCAGGCACUGGCUCUUUGGCAGGUAUGGACACAAUCAAUUUUGAUUUAAUGUCAAUGAAUGAGCUUCGCAUAAUGCUGUAUGAAAAGGGCAUAGAAUACAGAGACGAUGCAACACGUGCGGAAUUAGUAGAGCUCAUCAAAAAGAACAGUUAG
Messenger RNA from Cylicocyclus nassatus, 444 nucleotides. NCBI's taxonomy places the organism in Eukaryota, Metazoa, Nematoda, Chromadorea, Rhabditida, Strongylidae. The record is from the annotation of a GenBank genome assembly.